AUAGCCAUUAACGCUACCUUACCCUCUGGUUUCAUUUGUGGCUUCCUUAUCGUCUCCAGUUCAGGUUCCUCAGAAACCUUCAAUUCCUCAUUCCAGGUUCCCUCUUCCUCAAUCCUCCGUCUCUUCUUCUCUUCCGUUUUCUAUUUCCAUACCUUUGAUUGUCGGCGCGAAGGCUGUUGUUUCCAUUUUGAUCCUCUCUCUGUCGCUGCCGUACUAGAAGGGCGCAUGAAUUCUAAUUCAAGGAAAGUGAGAUUGUUUUCCCCUGGUGCAUGCUGGAAAUUAGGUAGUUAACAGUCAUGUAAUUGACCUGCUUGGGUACGGAGGAACAAUGGAGGAUAAGGUGCUUUGAUUAAAUGAUUUGGUCGUUAAGGUCUAGAAGAUGGCCUUAAUUACCCAUCAUCCUCAGGGUUCUUAUGCAGAAUUUUUAUCAAAAUUUUCGUCCUGGAAUGGUUCUUUGAAGCUAAAACAGUAUGUUACAUCUGUUCGCCCAGCUAGGAGAGAUGAACAUUGCACCCCAUUAAGGAGCAAUGUUUGUUUAAGUGUAGGAACUCCUCGAUUAUAUGGACCAAGACCUAAUCUCUUGAGAGUUUCGGCCUUCAAAAGCAGUGCUCGUAUAGAUGAUGGGACAGGUGGGGUAGCAAAUGGAUCUAAGAUUCCCAACUACCCUGUAAAGUUUAAAGAUGAUGAUUGUUGUACAGAAACUCCAAAGGCAAACAAUGUUCCACUUUGCUAUGCCUCUGGAGCAAAUGAGGAUAUUGCUCCAUCUCCUGCAAUUCAAAAUUUGUUCAAGAAAUGGUUGGAAUUGUUGCGCAGACAACCCGUAAGUAAAGAUGUGGAUGAAAUUCUUGAGGAUCUGCCCUCGGCAGGGAUGUCGGAUAUUCAGCAGGAGUCCAAUAAAAAGAAAAGCAAUGAGAUUUUGCGAGGUGUUUGGUUCCAUUUUUGGGGACUUAAUGCAGCAGUGAAGAUACCUUUGCUCGUAUUUGUUCCUAUGUACCUGGUGAUCAACGUGUUUUAUGGUGCUGAAGUUUCAAGAGAAUUGACUCCUCUCUGGGUUUUUGGGCCCUUCAUUACUGCUUUCUACGUUAAGAUGUUUCUCUGGUUGAGUUCCCUCUAUAUCUUCAGCUUUAAGUUGACUGCUAAACUAGUAAGGAACUCCCCCACUUACUACCAGACAGUGCAUCACUAUGUGAUACAAGGGAAACUUAAAGAAGAGUUCGUAGCUCGUUUCUUGCAACCGAUAAUCAACAUUAAGAAUCUAAAGAACAAAGAAGUAUUGCUAAGAAAGCUCAUGGAGUUAAGAGAGUGGAUUGUCGAUAAGUACCUUGAUUUUGUGGAAUUAAUUUGGCCGUACUACUGCCGAACAAUCAGGUUUUUAAAGAGAGCUAAUCUGAUUUAGACUAUGGUUUGUAUUUUGAAGCAAAUCUCUUACCAAGAUCGAAGGCUGGAUGGAUCCUGUUUCUUUCUCACAUUAUCUAAGAAGCUUGAUUUGUCAUUAAAGCAUGUCUGGCCUUCCACUUUUUGUGGGAGUAUAUUAGUGUUUAAUGAGCUAAGCAAGGAUCAGAAUGAGUUGAGUUGUCUGAUUUUGUGACUGUUGUGAUGAGGAUGUAAUUCUUUUUCCCUUGUUCUUUUAAUUGGAAGAGGUCCCAUUAAGUUGCGUUUUUCCUGUUAUAGUGAUGUAUGUGUAAGCAUUUUCAACUUGAAUUUUAUCAAUUAGUCUUUCCA
Cucurbita pepo subsp. pepo (vegetable marrow) is the source of this 1722-nucleotide messenger RNA. RefSeq lists its product as uncharacterized. NCBI's taxonomy places the organism in Eukaryota, Viridiplantae, Streptophyta, Magnoliopsida, Cucurbitales, Cucurbitaceae. The record is from RefSeq and is a predicted model, not a curated record.